AUGGGCGGCGUCCUUGCGAUUCCAGCGCUCCUCCUACCUUCCGCCGCCACCGUGUGGUCGGUGGGCGCAUCUUGCUGCGGUGCGGCGUCCUGUUCAAUGCUCUGUGGACCAUGCGGCAUGUCCAAGUUUCGAUCAUCGAUUGCUACAAGAAUCGCCUAUGCCAUGAUCCUCUUGGUCAACAGUAUAUUGGCCUGGAUAAUGCUCACUCCUUGGGCCAUCCGAAAACUCGAGCACCUCACGCUCGACUACAUGACUUUCAAGUGUGGUUCGUCUAAAUGUUAUGGUUAUUUCGCAGUUCAACGCAUCAACUUUGCGCUUGCCUUAUUCCAUCUGAUCCUCUCCGUCCUUCUUAUUGGCGUCCGAAGCACAAAGGAUACAAGGGCAGGCUUACAAAAUGGGUUCUGGGGUCCAAAGAUCCUGGCAUGGUUGGCCUUUGUGGUAAUUUCGUUCUUGAUACCUGAAGGUUUCUUUCUCCUUUGGGGAAACUAUGUCGCCUAUCUCGGAGCCAUGCUAUUUGUCUUGUUGGGUCUUAUUCUUCUGGUCGAUCUCGCACACUCUUGGGCCGAACUUUGCCAGGACAAGAUUGACGAAGGCGACGGUCCCAACUACAGACUGUGGCAAGUUUUACUUAUGGGGUCAAGCUUGGGCAUGUACGUGGCCGCCAUCGCCAUGACAAUCGUCAUGUACAUUUUCUUCGCCAGCAGUGGAUGCAGCAUGAACAUCACUGCCAUCACUAUCAACCUGAUUAUGAUCAUUGUCAUCACUAUCCUCAGCGUCCAGCCAGCCAUUCAAGAUGCCAAUCCUAAAGCAGGAUUGGCUCAAUCUGCCAUGGUCGCAGCCUAUUGCACCUAUCUCACCUUCUCGGCUGUCUGCAUGGAACCUGACGACAAGCACUGCAAUCCACUCGUCAGAGCUCGAGGUGCUAGGACUACUACUGUCGUCCUUGGUGCCAUCGUGACUAUGCUUACAAUCGCCUACACGACGACUAGGGCAGCCACGCAAGGGUUCGCCAUUGGCACAAACGGUGGAAAGAACAAGUAUGUCCAACUCAGUCAAGAUGAAUACGAGCACGGUCUGGUCACUCAACAACCUGCGUCUCGUCGCGAAAUUAUGAGGGCUGCAGUGGAGAGUGGAGCCCUGCCUGCCUCGGCGUUAGAUGAGGACUCUGAUGAAGAAGAUGACAACACUGUGAACUCAAAGGACGAUGAGCGUCAAGGCACUCAAUACAACUACAGUCUCUUCCAUGUUAUUUUCCUGAUGGCAACGUGCUGGGUGGCGACGCUUUUGACACAGAAGAUGGACCCGGAGAACUCGAGCGACUUUACUCCUGUUGGACGUACAUACUGGGCAAGUUGGAUCAAAAUCAUCAGUGCCUGGGUAUGUUAUGGGAUCUACAGUUGGACACUUGUGGCGCCGGUUGUCCUCGAGGACAGGGAAUUUUCAUAA
Messenger RNA from Exophiala spinifera, 1446 nucleotides. RefSeq lists its product as uncharacterized. Bases 1 to 1446 code for a protein of 481 amino acids. The transcript has a single exon. Lineage: Eukaryota; Fungi; Ascomycota; Eurotiomycetes; Chaetothyriales; Herpotrichiellaceae. Gene Ontology annotation, cellular component: membrane. The record is from RefSeq and is a predicted model, not a curated record.